Messenger RNA from Austrofundulus limnaeus, 4375 nucleotides. It is a transcript of the gene cubn, whose product is annotated as cubilin (intrinsic factor-cobalamin receptor). The record is from RefSeq and is a predicted model, not a curated record. NCBI's taxonomy places the organism in Eukaryota, Metazoa, Chordata, Actinopteri, Cyprinodontiformes, Rivulidae.
CGUGUGGAGGCUUCAUUGAGCUGAGUGAUUUUGACCCACCUGGCUACCUGACUUCACCCAACUAUCCACAGAACUAUCCCACCAACAGUGACUGUAUUUGGGUGAUCACUGUGCCCAAUGGGGAAGCUGUCCAAAUUGACUUUGAAGAUGAAUUCUACAUUGAGCCCACAACUAGCUGUAUCUAUGACUACUUGGAGAUCCGAGAUGGCUCAUCAAUCAAUUCUGACUUAGUUUCCCGGCUCUGUGGGAACACCAGGCCAUCCACACAACAUUCCAAAGGUUCUUCAAUGCUGCUGAGGUUUCGCACUGACCACAGUGUGACACACAAAGGAUUUAAAGCAAAAUACUCCAUAGCCACCUGUGGAGGAACCUACAUAGGUAGCACAGGUGUGGUUCAAAGCCCUGGCUUCCCAGGAUCGAACUAUCCUGAUAGCUCCAGCUGUGAGUGGUACCUCGAGGGGCCCACUGGGCACUACUUGACCCUCAGCUUUGGGAACUUCAGCCUGCAGAACACUCCAGGAUGUACUGCUGACUACGUGGAGCUCAGAGAGUACAAUGCUUCGGGGCGUCUGCUGGGUCGACACUGUGGAAACAAUCUCCCUGCUUCUGUUGAUACGUCGGACAGUUUUGCGUAUGUCAAGUUUGUGAGUGACACCAGUGGAAAUGCAGCUGGCUUCAGGCUGACGUUUGAAGCCAGCAUUGAAGCUUGUGGAGGACAACUGAAUGCUCCCUCAGGAACCAUCUCCUCCCCCAACUAUCCCAAUCURUAUCCUCACAACCGAGUGUGUCGCUGGGAGUUAGUGGUGACCCCGGGCCGCAGAGUCACGCUCACCAUCAACGACCUGCGGUUGGAAGGCUCUGGUUCUUCAUGUGUCUUUGACUACGUGGAUGUACUGAAUGGGCUGACUGCAGAUGCUCCACGCCUCCAGAGGUUCUGUGGUACGGUACCAGCAGGAACUCAAGUGCGUUCCUCCAGCAACACAAUGACUGUUGUGUUCAACACUGAUGCUUCUGUGUCCAACGGUGGCUUCAUGGCUACUUACACUUCUGAUGAGCCUGCAGAGUGUGGUGGAGUUCUUGACAAUCCAGCAGGUGGGAAUUUCACUUCACCUGGCUACCAAGUGUCCAAUUACAGCAACAACCUGAACUGUGAGUGGUUAAUCGAAAACCCGAGUCACGUCAACUCCUCGAUCGUGGUGCUUAUUCAGGACCUGCAUCUGGAAAAUCAUCAGACUUGUCAGUCAGACUUCCUGCAGUUUCGUUUAGGUGACUCAGACGGGGACAUGUUGGCCAAGUUCUGUGGACAAACCGCUCCACAAAUCCCCAUUGUUGUGUUUACACCAAAGCUCUGGGUCCAUUUUCAGACGGACUCAUAUGAAGGCGACUUGGGCUUCAAGGCCUUGUACUCAUUCUCUGAAUGUGGAGGRUGGCAAACGGGUGAAGGAGGGGUGAUGUCCAGUCCCAAUUAUCCCAACAUCUAUCCCAGCCCCAGUCGCUGUGCUUGGCUGCUAGAAGCUCCAGUUGGACACACAAUCACACUGACUUUCAGCUAUUUCAGCCUGGAGCCACAUACCACCUGCAGCUGGGACUCUGUGACCAUUUUUAAUGGAGGUUCCCCUGGCGCUCCUAUUAUUGGGCAGUACUGCGGCACCACUUCUCCUGGAACUGUCCAGUCAGGCACCAAUAAGCUGGCUGUGGUUUUCCUGGCUGACCACAGUGUGUCUAGUGGUGGAUUCAUUGCCACCUGGUCUGCUGACUCUUCUGGCUGUGGAGGGGUGAUCCAUGCUGAUAGUGGAACGUUUAAGUCGCCAAAUCAUCCCCAAAACUUCCCAGCCAAUGUGGAGUGCACCUGGCAGGUCAUUGCUCACGAGGGAAACCACCUGGAGAUGAGCUUCAGCCCUAAUUUUGAGAUUCCAGAUCCUACUGGGACCUGCCGGAACAGCUACAUCAAGGUGUGGUCAGGCAGCUCCCAAAAUGAUGAAGCUCUGCUGAAGACAGGCUGUGGCUCAGUGACACCAGGACCUGUUGUUGCCCCAUAUAACAUCAUCUCGAGUCGAUUUCAAUCUUCUGAUUCCCCCGGGAAAGGGUUCUCUGCUACUUUCAGUACCCGGUGCGGCGCAAACUUCACAGCAGCCAGUGGUCGUGUGGUCUCUCCAAAUUUUCCAGCUAACUACCCCGACUAUUCUAACUGCAACUACACUAUAGAUGCUGGAGAGCAGACUGUGAUCAUCCUCACCUUCCAGGUUUUCCAACUAGAAACACAUUCCACAUGYCUGUAUGAUGGUCUGAAGAUCUAUAACCCACCCACUAGUAGCACUCCUAUGGCCACUUUAUGUGGUACAAACAUCCCAGGUCCCUUUUCCACUUUUGGUCCCAUGCUACUCCACUUCUACUCAGACUCUGUGAUCACCAGCAGCGGCUAUAUGGCUGAAUACAGAACCAUUCCAUGUGGCGGGUAUUUUAACAGCACCGCAGGUACUGUGAGCAGUCCAGGACUCUCCACGAUCAACUACCACCACAACAUCAACUGUACCUACCACAUCGUUGUCCAAGCAGACAGAGUGAUAGAUCUCAAGUUUAACACCUUCCAUCUGGAGGCGUCUUCUUCCUGUCGUUACGACUAUGUAGCAGUUUAUGACGGACAGGACACCUUAGCGCCCUUGCUGGGGAAAUUCUGCGGCACAGUGCUUCCACCUAAUUUGCGCUCCUCCACAAACCAACUGUUCAUAGUCUUUGCGACAGAUUCCUCAGUCAGUGGUUUAGGUUGGAGAGCUACUUACGCUGAAACGCUYGGUCCAGCUCAAGGCUGCGGCGGUUACCUCUCCAUGCCUAUGGGCAUGUUUGGUUCACCAGAUCCAAACCUGGAUGGACGUUAUGAGCCCAGGAUGGACUGUUUAUGGACCAUUGAGAUGCCAGUGAACAAGGCCAUCAAUCUAACUUUUAUCUCCUUUGACCUUGAGAACUCCUUCAAUUGCUACUAUGAUUACGUCAAAGUGUAUGACGGUGACAACGUGAACUUCCCUGUGGUUGGGACUUUUUGUGGACUUACCAUUCCUGCUUACUUUUUGUCAAGUGGGAACUUCCUGACAAUUCAUUUUGUCACUGACAGCUCAGUAGAGAAGCGAGGCUUCAACGCCACCUACAGAGCAGUACCAUUGAUUUGUGGCGGGACUCUGAAUGCCACAAGUUCUGCACAGACCCUGACCUCACCCUCCUUCCCUGGUGGCUACCCUCCUUUCACCUCCUGUCGCUGGAUCCUCGAUGCCCCGCCCCUAGAAACCAUUAAAGUGUCCGUCCAGACUUUUGCCCUCCAACCGAGCCAAGACUGCUCAACAAACUACCUGGAGAUGAAGGAUUGGCCUUUGGGGGACUAUGGACAGUCAUAUAAGUUCUGCGCAUCAGAUGGUCAUCCAACAGACUUUUACAGUCAUGGUAGAACCAUCCAUGUGAACUUCAAAUCUGAUGUCUUCAUGACAGGAAAUGGCCUCAGUUUCACCUUUCAGAUUGCCAGCUGCAGCCGAACAUAUGAACAAGAAUAUGGUUACCUGAAGAGUCCAGGGUGGCCUGACGUCUACCCCCACAACAUGGAUUGCAUCAUCAUACUAAAGGCUCCACAGAACAACUCCAUCUCUUUCUUCUUUAACAAUUUUGACUUGGAGAGCCAUGUCAACUGUGACUUUGACUAUUUGGAGGUCCGUAAUGGAAGUACUGCGAGCUCGCCACUGAUUGGUCGGUUCUGUGGCAGCACCCUGCCCAGCCCCAUCUUCCCACGAUCUAACCUGCUCUACCUACGCUUCAAGAGUGACUUUUCCUUUUCCCGAGAUGGCUUCGACGCAACGUGGACAUCCUCUCCUCACGGUUGUGGCGGCAUCCUUCAUGGAGACCGUGGCUCGUUCUCCAGUCCCAACUAYCCAGGAACAUAUCCCAACAAUACUAACUGUGUAUGGGACAUUAAGGCGCCAAGGGGCCGUGUGGUGACCAUCACCUUUGAUCAGAUUAGCAUCGAUGACCCAGGAGAUUGUCAAAGCAACUUCUUAAAGUUGUAUGAUGGCCGAGACGACUCUUUACCACCUGUCGGACCUUACUGUGGAAUGGAAACCAGCAUCGCUCCAUUUACCUCCUCCUCCCACGAGGUUCACAUCGUUUUCCAAGCCCAGUACUCCACCUUACCAUCAGGGUUCAAACUCAGCUGGAGCAGCUGAAAGAAUGUUUUUCUUUAUAUAUUUUCACACUGUACAUGCACACAUUUGUAGAAUUGUUAACAUUUCAAAUUACCUUUAAAGUAAAAUGUCUAUUAGUGGGUCUUUUUGUUUUGUUUUUAUUAAACUAGCUUAAUGAAGUCCAUAUAAUAUUAAAAUUAAUAAAAUAUUUAUGA